Molecule: messenger RNA, 3170 nt
Organism: Schistosoma haematobium
Lineage: Eukaryota; Metazoa; Platyhelminthes; Trematoda; Strigeidida; Schistosomatidae
Product: Prostaglandin E synthase 3 (Cytosolic)
Exons: 7
Coding region: 74-655 (193 amino acids)
Biological process (GO): protein folding; chaperone-mediated protein complex assembly
Cellular component (GO): cytosol; nucleus
Molecular function (GO): Hsp90 protein binding; protein-folding chaperone binding
Source: RefSeq, a predicted model, not a curated record
UAUUGAGCGUUGAAUCACGUGUUUGUCUAUAUAGUUACUCUAGAAUAAUCUUGCGUGCUAUUAGGUUGCGAACAUGUCUGGUGAUCGUCAAGCAGCUGUUCACCUACCAGUACUCUGGGCCCAAAGGAAUGAUUGCCUCUACAUCACUGUCGUUGUUAGUGAUGUAGUAAAUAAGACUGUUAAUGUUAAAGAUAAUUCCCUAGAGUUUAGAGCGGAAGCAGGCAAGGAUAAACCUAUUGAAUAUGAAGUUAAACUUGACUUUUAUGGAAAUGUUUGUACAGAGGAACCAAAAAUUACUACUUCCGGUCGAGAAGUUUUUAUUUGCAUAAAAAAGAAAGAAAAUGGUUCAUGGCCACGUCUACUUUCACAGAAAACAAAAUGCCCAUGGUUGAAAACAGACUUUAAUCGCUGGAAGGACGAGGAUGACUCAGAACCUGAUAUGGAUGGAAAUAACUUUUCUAAUAUGUUGUCUCAGAUGUCCAAUUUUGGUGACUAUGGAGGCGAUGAUGGUAUAGACGGUGAUCUCGAUUCUGACGAUGAAGACCUCCCUGAUUUGGAAAUGCCAAAUGCAGAUGCUAAGAAGUCUGAAGAAAAUGGAACCGAAGAAGAAACGGAGAAAAAGACACCUGAAGAGGAAGCUUUGCCAGUUAAUUGAGAAGUGAUCCAUCAUUCACCCGGUGGUUGUUUGUCUAUGAACCGCCUGUAUAUGCGCAUUUUACACUUUCACCAUUGACUAUGUUCUUAUUACAGCCUUUUACGAACAGUAACUAGGAUCAGUCUAUUGCUUAUAUGUUGCGAGAAAAGGUUGAUAAUACUUCAAAAGCAUGAAUAAUCUUUUGGUAGUGACUGUGAUGAAUAGGCAAAGCAUUGUGGUUCAAAGCGUUCUGUCAAUUACCUGUAGUAGGCAUCAAGUCGCGGUUGACUAUGAUCACCACUACAGGAAGACUACGUGCCAGUUACCAGGUUAGAUCCCCCCGCAGGCUAAAUAUCAGAAGGCAGUUGAUGGUUUCAGUCGAGAUGUAUUUGUUGGCGAUCUAGGGGUAACGUUAUAAUACCAAGAUCGUGCUAAAAUCCACAAGCGAGACUACUGAGCGUAAGAGAGUUCGUGUAAGGUCAUAAACAACGGAAGAGUGUGUCUUUUUGGUACACUUAAAAAAACAGGUACAGUAAGACAAUCACGAGUACAGUUGGUUACAAUAAUUAUAAUUUCCAUUAUGCCAAUCGGGUUCUCUUCAUAAAAGUAGGUCACUACAUACCGUUAAACACUUAACAGUAAAUAUACUGUAAAACACGACAACGGGCAGGAGGAAGGUGUUGAUUGCGCAAAGUUAUAAAGUAUUUAUAUGAUACAUUAUACACAUCUUUCAAUUGUUCAUUUGCAUCUUUCGAUCAGUUCUGCUAUCUGAAUUGUCUACUCGUCUGAUCUCUAGAUGUUCUGACAACACCAUGCUUUCGAUGCACUGAAACUCUUCACUCCAUCUGACAACUGUAAAAACUUCAACAUCACGUUCCGCUACACACCUCUAGUAAAUAGCGUCCACAACAAUACCACACUACAGCAUUAAGUUUCUUAAUUUAUAAUUCAAACUAAAAACUUAGUCACUAAGUUCUCUAGUUGAUGUCAAUCUGUGAUGAGAAUAUUCUUGAGUUGAAGUAUCCUGUGUAAAUCAACCAACUAAGCAGCGAUCAUGUCUUCGAUCAGUUUCAAAUUAAAGAGAUUCUUUAAGGUCUCCUGAUAAGUAACUAGUGAAAUUUAACUAUGAGGUGGCAGAGAAGAUUUGUAGUUCAGAUGGAUGAUUUUGGUGGAGUUUUGUACUCUAAGCUGGAUGGUUUAGUCGUAGAACUUUCGUUCUUCUGUACGACAUCAUCAGCACCAACUUCAAGUAGAGGUGAAGUGUUUGAACUUCUCUACAUAUGACUCACAACUUGUCCUGUAGACCUCGGACUUGAUCGAUUAUUUUUUUAACCUUUAACCAGUCAUUGUUCACUUCUUUAUUAUGAUUGUAUCUCCCAAUGAUUUGAUUCAUGAUCCUAUAUUUGUCCAUAACUUUUCUGGUUAGUUGAUAAAUUGGAUCGAUUUCAAUAUGUUUAUUGAUCGGUGACUGACCUGAGUGCCAAACUUCUAGAAAUUCUCUGAUACGUCUAGAAUUCUCUCUCUCUCUCCAAAAUCUCAAGAUUUUCCCAGUCGAACGUUUGUCCACAAGCAUUGAUAUAGGCGAGGAUAUGUCAUGACGUUUUACCGUUAAUUGAUGUUUAUACAGGCGAAGAUUAUGAUGUUCAGAAGAAUGAUGAAAGCUCCACGACCAAACCAUUCAGCUCAAAGAUCAAACCUCCACUGGAGUUCAAUCAUACCUGAAGUGAGAUAUAUCAUCGAUAGCAUUUACUGUUGAUUAACUUCUGACCAACGAUAGUCACAGAGAUCGCAUAGUGAUGUUUUGUUUCAAUCCAUGAUGAUGUGGAAUCCAGAAUAAUAGAAAGUUUCUAAAUGGCUACGAUAGCGCUACUCAGCAACUAAUCGAAUUCAUUGUAUUUACUUAAACUACAUAUUAACAUGUUCACAUUCUACACAAAUAGAUCAACUAAUGGAAUCCACAGUAAAGAUGGAAGAAUACAUUAGUGCAUCCCACUAGAUCAACGGAAACUAUGGCAAUUUUAUUGAUAUCCAUCUUAAGAAUGUAAUAAACAAAUGUGAUUUUGCUAAUAUUAUUGCCUAGCGGAAAUCUAGACUUCUAGAAGAUCAAAUGUUAUGUGAAUUACUUAGUCUGAUUUCCAAUUUUUGAGAAUAAUUAUAACAUGGAAGCAAAUGAAUGACUUUUUGAAUUACAUUCGGACCUUAUAACGUGUGAAAAUAUCUACAUAGAUAGUCAGUCAGCUACAGUGUAGGACCAGGUACAUAUAUACAUCGGUCCAAGUUGCCAUACCUCAUUAGCACAACAAAAUGAACACCACAUUCAUAGAAGUAGUUAAUUCAGAGGUGGUAAUAUAUAAAAGAAGGAUUGUGUAUAAGGACAUAGUAGAGGGAGAAAGAAUUAGUUCGUAGAAAGGAAGAUAUGAUACGAUUUUAAUCUCUUAGUUUAAAGGAAGAGAGAGAGUGUAUACACCUACACCAUUGUGAUCGAUUCUGAGUCAUGUCACCUAGAGUCUCCAACCAUUGGUUACGAUAGUCAUGC